CACCCAACCAAUACGCAAUUCAACAUUGGACUGCAAUAUAUACUUGGCGUACAAGCUACAUGCAAGCGCGACCCGGGAUGCCGAAUCUGUUUUUCCUUCUAGAAUCCUUCCUUGUUCGAUCAUUAUUUUGACCCCUGCGUAAUGAGGGGAUGCCUCACGUGUCGUCUGCGCCAUCUGAAAUGUGAUAAAACCGCAACAAAAUGCCUGCGCUGUCAACGAUCCGGCCGCGAAUGUAUUCCAGCCCCGGGAAAGUCAGAGGAAGUCUCUUUCCGGCAUGGUCAAAAUCCUUCUCUAAGAGGAAAGGGGCCCCCGAGGUACGGUGAGAGCGACCUCGCCUUCCCGAAUGACCAGGUCUGGGUUGAAACCUCGUCUGAGUACUCCUUCAAGGAUGAAACCGAUCAGACAGCUGCGGAGUAUUUCGUGGUCCCCGUCAUCGGGCACCCGUCCAUCUCCCGCUCGUCCUCGGAAGCGCGUUCAACGCCUUCAUCCGUGGACCCCAUGUCUGGACCUAGCACCGUUGUCUUACCUUAUCUAACAGAGUCGCAAACCAUUUCGCGCUCUGCGUCUGAACAUUCACAACUAACCCCGACCGGCCAACCGCGUCUGGAAAAUGUGAAUGAGGCCUAUCUCCUCCGACAUUUCCAGCGACAUCUAGCAGACUGGCUCGAUGCUGGUGAUCCCGAGCGCCAUUUCUCAGCCGAUGUCGCUAGACGUGCGACCCAAUCUCCCCUUCUACUGUAUGCAUGUAUAGCCGUAGCGGCCUGUCACCUAUCACGAACAGCGCAUACCGUCUCCCCCGAGGUAGCGGAUAAUUAUCACGAGCGCUGCGUCUCCAUUAUGCUUCCCGUCCUCGAUAAACCGGAAUCCGAUAUCGGGAUCGAUAUCCUUCUCAGUUCGACUGUUAUCCUCCGCUUUUUUGAACAAAUCUCCUCCCACACCCCGUCCAACGACCCUCAACGCCACCUCCUAGCAGGUUCAGUCUACAUUAGCUCCCACGUUGACUGCGCAAUAAGCGGGAGUCUCGCAUCAGCUUCAUUCUGGGUCUUUGUAAUCCAAGAUAUCCAAUUCGCACUCACAUACCAGAAAUGUCUCAGAUUAACCUUCGCACCAUUCGAUGACCGGCUACGUAAAUGGUGGGUGUCGAAACCGAUUCUCAGUGAUGGAGACUGGGUUAAUCGGGCUAUCUGGCUACUUGCGGAGACGAUUGAUUUCUGUUAUAAUGUUUCUGGGCGUAAUUUUGGGGGCAGACUUGGUGUUGCGGGGGAGCUUGCGCUGAAGGAGAGGAUUAGGGAGUGGGAGCUUGAGAGGUCUGAGGCUUUUACGCCACUACAUGUUUCGCCUCCCGAUCCUGCGAGAGGAAAACCGUUCCCGGUUGUUUGGUAUACCAGUUUGGUUCACUCUACCGCGAUGCAGCAUGUUUGUCUUGCCAAAGCGCUUAUGUUGAUUCGGGAAUACGAGCUUCAGGAUGCCAUGUCAUCUAGGGAGGAUCGGGUGCAACUAAAGGAACAAAUCUCAGAAAACCUGGACUAUCUGUUCGGCAUUGCCCUCUCCGCUGACGAUGAACCAUCCUUACGAAUCAUGGCGUGCCAUGCUCUAUGUGCCUGCAGCGCAUGGAUCGAUGACCCCGUCGCCCAAAACUUAUUAUUUGAUCUCCUUCGUCGGACGGAACGCGAAAAUGGAUGGCCGUGGGCUUAUGUUGAGCAACGGAUUUUGCACACGUGGCAAGGGGGCUCACGGUGACAGUUGGAGUCAAGAAGCCUGUU
Messenger RNA from Penicillium pulvis, 1763 nucleotides. Its product is annotated as Zn(II)2Cys6 transcription factor domain-containing protein. Gene Ontology annotation, cellular component: nucleus. Gene Ontology annotation, biological process: positive regulation of transcription by RNA polymerase II. The coding region runs from base 142 to 1740 and encodes 532 amino acids. Lineage: Eukaryota; Fungi; Ascomycota; Eurotiomycetes; Eurotiales; Aspergillaceae. The transcript is spliced from 9 exons. The record is from RefSeq and is a predicted model, not a curated record. Gene Ontology annotation, molecular function: zinc ion binding; DNA-binding transcription factor activity, RNA polymerase II-specific; transcription cis-regulatory region binding.